Lolium perenne is the source of this 921-nucleotide messenger RNA. The record is from RefSeq and is a predicted model, not a curated record. Lineage: Eukaryota; Viridiplantae; Streptophyta; Magnoliopsida; Poales; Poaceae.
AUGGAAGGGGCAGCUGCCGCCGCACACCAGGGGAUCGCCGCCCCUGAUGCCGUGCUCGCCUCCCCGCAGCAGCCGCCCCAGCCGCCACAACAGAUCGACGCCACGACCAGCCCCCGACUCCCUUUGGCGCUGCGGACCGCCGCCACCGUGAUAAACCCAGGAAAACACGAAAAAUACAAGAAGGUCCUUUUCCUAGAUCCCAGCUUCUUCACCGACGAGAUGCACAUGCCGCCGGCAUGGGCCUCCGCUGCUCCACCGCACAAGCCUUGGACUGGGUGGAAUCCCCGAACGGAGAGGUGGUCGACGAACCUCGGCGCCACAGCGCCUCCAUCCACCCCGACGAGAUCAGCCGGCUUGGACAACACCAACAACAUCCCCAAGGUUGUCAACGCCAACGCCGCCAUCACGGCCACCGGCGAGGGGAUCAAACGAGCCGCAACUCCCCGAGCCACAGCCACACCGAGAACGACGGAUUCGGCCUGGAACUCCACCGGAGCCGCCAGAUCGAAGAAGAGCGCCGCCGUCUUCAAAAGGCUUUCCGCCGGCGCCACCUCCUCCGUAGCACCGCCAGCAGCCACCCCACGCACACCUAAACUAUAUACAGGCCGGGAUCCGUUGAUUCCCCGACCUCCCGCCGCCGAAGCGGCCGCCGGAAGCGAGGAAUCCGACGAAUCGCCGGCGGCAAGCUGCGGCGGCCACCCUGCGCUGUUCCAUCUCAGCGUCGACCGCCGCAUGGGCCGCCCGCUCCUCCUCUGCUUCCUUCUCCGCUUCAGCCAGGGCCUCGGCGUCCUUGACCGGGUCGAGGAGGUCGGUGUUGUCGUCGCCGUUCCGGCGGCCCGCCGCCUUUCCCGCCGGCCCGCCGCCGCCUUCGUCUCCAGUCGCCUCCCCCUGCUCAGCGCCUCAGCUCGUCCCCAUCUCUGA